Messenger RNA from Alternaria postmessia, 1749 nucleotides. RefSeq lists its product as uncharacterized. Gene Ontology annotation, molecular function: transmembrane transporter activity. The transcript is spliced from 3 exons. Gene Ontology annotation, biological process: transmembrane transport. The record is from RefSeq and is a predicted model, not a curated record. NCBI's taxonomy places the organism in Eukaryota, Fungi, Ascomycota, Dothideomycetes, Pleosporales, Pleosporaceae. Bases 1 to 1749 code for a protein of 582 amino acids.
AUGGUUCGAACUAUGUUUGUGAAUCCCUUCAAGGCCCACCACGUCGACGAGUUCCCGGGUGUUCAUGUGCCUCUUGAUGAUUCAACCCAUCGCGCUUCUGUAGCUUCCACUCACCCACGCGCCUCCCUCGGAAAUUCAGAGAAAGCCAAAGAGGAUGAGCCCAACGACCUUAGGCGACCUGAAAGUAAUGCAUCAAGUGGUGUUGUUAACCAUGGCAUGACAGUCGCAGCAUUAAAGGCAGAGAUUGAAGCAGAUGUCGCCGCCUCAGACCAAGACACGCCAUAUGACCGCAAGUCCAAGGUCAUCAACAGAGCUUUGCAAGAUAUGGGAAUGGGUCGCUACCAAUGGCAGCUUUUCGCUCUUUGUGGUGGCGGUUGGAUGGCCGACAACUUGUGGCUGCAGGGUGUCGCUCUAACACUGCCUCAACUUAGCGCUGAGUUUGGUGUCAGCGAAACGGAAGUCAGAUACACCACACUAUCGCUCUUCCUCGGUCUCUGCAUUGGCGCGUCUUUCUGGGGUACCGCAUCCGACAUUGUUGGCCGCCGUCUCGCUUUCAACUUCACUCUUUUCCUCGCCGGUGUCUUCGGUCUUGCUUCAGGCGGCGGCCCCAACUGGAUUGGCACAUGUGCACUGUACGCAUGUAUCGGUCUCGGUGUUGGUGGAAACCUUCCAGUCGAUGGCGCUUUGUUCCUCGAAUUCCUGCCCCAAACAUCCGGAAACCUCUUGACGCUACUUUCCGUUUUCUGGCCUGUUGGUAAUUUGAUCGCUUCGCUGCUGGCCUGGGCUUUCAUUCCCAACUUCUCAUGCCCUUCUGGUACUCCCAUUGGGCAGUGCAGCAAGGCCGACAACUGGGGCUGGCGAUACCUCAUCUUGACCCUCGGUGCGAUCACGUUCUUCAUGUUCAUCUGCCGCUUCUUCCUCUUCCAUCUUUACGAAUCGCCCAAGUUCCUGUUGUCUCGUGGUCGCCAGGCUGAGGCCGUCGCUACCGUCUACGGUAUCGCCCACUACAACAAGACGCACACCUGGCUCACCGAAGACAUCCUCAACCAAAUUGGCGGCGACCAAGAAGUCACCCAAGAAGACACGAAGCUCAGCGUGUUCGAGAUUAUCAAGCGCUCCCUCAGCCGAUUCUCGAUGAAGCGCUUCAAGACAUUGUUCCAGGAUAAGAAGAUCGGUCUCACCACUGCCCUUUUGUGGUUCCAAUGGACGACUAUCGGUAUGGCAUACCCGCUUUUCAACGCUUUCCUCCCACAGUAUCUUGCCAACUCUGGUGGUGAUGUUCAGAACGACACCAGCACCGUGUACCGCAACUACGCCAUUACUGCCAUCGUCGGUGUUCCUGGAUCGAUCAUCGCUUGCUACACCGUCGAUAUCAAGUACGUUGGUCGCAAGGGUACCAUGGCCAUCGCAACCGUCAUCACCGGCGUCUUCGUGUUCCUGUUCACCAUCUCAUCCGACUCCGACUUCCAGCUCGCUUUCACCUGUCUUGAAGCAUUCUUCCAGAACAUCAUGUAUGGUGUUCUGUACGCGUACACACCUGAGGUCUUCCCUGCACCUAUCCGUGGUACUGGCACUGGCAUGAGCAGUUUCUUGAACCGCGUUGCUGGACUAUGCGCACCGAUUGUUGCUAUCCAGGCUGGUGACAGUAAUCCCAAGGCCCCCAUCUACGCCAGCGGUGGAUUAUUCAUUGCGGCGUUCUUCAGUAUGCUGAUAUUGCCAAUUGAGACAAGAGGCAAGCAGACUUUGUAG